AUGGUGGCAUUAGCUUCCCAGUCCCACGAGGUACUGGAGCUUGUGGUCGAAGGUAUGAGGUGCAUGAAAAAUUGUGGCAACACGGUGCAAAGUGCUCUCCAAAGUGUCGAUGGUGUAAUCUCAGCCGUCGUUGACGUUGAGCAGCAUAGCGUUCGUGUCGAGUGUGCCUCGGGAGUAGCAGCACAUGAUUUAUUAGAAGCUAUUGAGUCCGUGGGCUUUGGAGCGGCCAUAAAAGCGUCAGAUGACGAUAGAAAUACGACACAUGACCCACUGACGCUUCAGCUCCUGGUGAAAGGCAUGAUGUGUCAAAAGAAUUGCGGCUCUACGGUUGAGAACGCGCUGCGAGGCGUGGACGGUGUGGCCGACGCUGUCGUCAGCUUUGACGAGUGCAAGGCCACAGUGACGCUGUUAGACGCCGGGAGCACGACGUUAGAGCAGCUGAUGGAUAUGGUGGAGUGUGUGGGCUUUGAGGCCAGUGCGUAUGACGCUGCAAAGGCUGCAGUCAUGAAGCUUCAGAUGCAAAAGCAAAAGCAGAAGAAGGAAGAGAAAGAGCUGGUGGUUGACGUAGUAGAUGCAUCCGGUCACCCACGUGCCGUGUUCCACGUCGAAGGCAUGAGCUGUGCCGCGUGUGUGAAAGCCAUCGAGGACUAUGUGGGCAAGACAGAGGGCGUACUGUACUGUCGUGUGGGGCUCAUUAGCCAGAAGGCCGAGGUGUUGUUCGACCGCGGCUUGAUCGAGGACGAGCAUACAGAGAUCAGGAAACUCAUUGAGGCCGCCGGCUACAAGGCGACGUUUUCGCACGUGGUGGAGCCGGGCGACGACGACUCGCUCGAGCUCAAGUUCACAGUCAUGGGCAUGAGCUGCGCUGCGUGUAUGAGCAAGAUCGAGUCAGCAGUGGGCGAACUGCCUGGUGUGACAAAGGUGCUGGUCAAUCUGCUUAUGAACAAGGCGCACGUGCAUCUGAAGCAGCUGUCCAAGACGGGUCCACGCGACGUGCUGGAGUGCAUCAACAGCCUGGGUUACUCGGCUGAGAUAUCGUCGGAGACCACGGAUCAGAACGCGCUGAGCAAGUCGGAGGUGGAGAAGUGGCGCAAGCUACUGACCACGGCCAUGAUCUUCUCGUUGCCUGCUAUGCUCAUCCACAUGGUGCUCAUGUAUAUUCCUGCAGUGGAAAUGGUUUUAAUGAAGCCCGUACUCAACGCCGUGUCACUAAAGCUGCUGCUAUUGUUUUUGCUGGCGACGCCAGUGCAGUUUGGAGUAGGUCGGCGAUUCUACGUGGCGGCGUGGAAGGGUCUACAACAUGGUGCCAUGGGCAUGGACUUUCUGGUUGUAGCGGGCACUACCAUGUCGUACACUUACAGUUUUGUGGCGAUGAUCGGUUCGGCGCUGCACGAGAAGUACCACGGUCACCACUUUUUCGAGUCGUCGGCAAUGUUGCUGACAUUUGUGACGCUGGGCAAGUAUAUGGAGUCGGUGGCAAAGGGCAAAACGGCUGACGCAUUGUCGGAGCUGGCCAAGUUGCAGCCAAAGACGGCGUUACUGGUCAGUGAGGGCAAGCGUGAUCGCGAGAUCUCGAUCGAGCUAGUGCAGCGCGGAGACCUGCUACGCAUUCUUCCUGGUGCAAAUAUCCCGACGGAUGGCGUGGUCAAGUCCGGGUCGAGCUCGAUAAAUGAGUCAAUGUUGACGGGUGAGAGUAUGCCGGUGGCUAAGAAGGAGGGUGACUACGUGUUUGGGUCGACGAUGAACCAGCAGGGUACGCUGGUAAUUGAGUCGAGCUGCAUGGGCGGUGAGAGCUCGGCUUUGUCGCAGAUCUGCGCUUUGAUUGAAGAUGCGCAGCUUCACAAAGCUCCGAUCCAGGCGUACGCAGACUGGUUGGCAUCAAUUUUUGCCCCGUGCGUUCUGGGUAUAUCGGUGAUGACCUUUAUCUCGUGGGCCACUCUUCUUUCGUUGAACCUUGUUCCUGUGGAAUGGAAAGUGGAGCUUGGGGCAGAUGCGUUGGCGGGUCAUUCAAAUGAUAUAUACAUAGCAGUAAUGUUUGCUAUCUCAGUCAUGGUGAUCGCGUGUCCGUGCGCUUUAGGGCUCGCGACGCCCACGGCCGUCAUGGUCGGUUGUGGUGUUGGGGCCAAGCAGGGUGUCCUCAUCAAGGGCGGACUUGCUCUCGAAACCGCUCGCUACAUCGAUACUAUCGUGUUCGACAAGACUGGCACGCUAACUGUCGGUCACCCAUCUGUGCGUGAUGUAGUGGUGGCUAACCGCGCGUACACGUCGCGUGAACUUCUUUAUUACAGUGCAUCUCUCGAGUGUGUAAGUGAGCACGUUCUUGGUAAAGCUAUCGUGGUUGCAGCAGCAGAGCAUGAAAAGCUAGAACUGCAUGACCCGACCGAGGUGCAUGUGGUCCCUGGACGCGGAAUUGAGGGCGUUAUACCUGCGAGUGAUGCCACUGCUCGGAACACUCCCGUAAACGUGUUAGUUGGAAAUUCUGAGUAUUGCGAGGAAAAAAACAUUGAGAUCAGCCAGAAGAUACGUGCUCACAUGCACGAGCUGGAGCUGGAGGGCAAGACCGUGGUGGUCGUGUGUAUCGAGGGCAAGCUGGCAGGCUUGCUUGCGUUGGCGGACGCUCCCAGACCUGAAGCAGCAGCCGUCGUGAAGCAUCUAAAGUCCAUGGGCUUGGAUGUGUGGCUUAUCACGGGUGACAAUCUAUGCACGGCCAGUGCGAUCGCGCGCCAGAUGGGAAUCAACCACGUCAAGGCAGUUGCUCUACCUGGUGAGAAGGCGUCUCAGAUCAAGGCGCUGCAGUCGCAAGUGAACCCACUGACGCAGAAGCCUCGCAUGGUUUGUAUGGUUGGUGAUGGUAUUAACGACGCACCAGCGCUGGCGCAGUCGGACAUCGGCAUGGCUAUCGGUGCCGGCACGCAGAUCGCCAAGGCUGAGGCUGACAUGGUCCUGGUGAAAAGCGCUCUGACGGAUGUGGUGGUGGCGCUGGAUUUGGCUCGUGUGGUGUUCUCUCGCAUCAAGUUGAACUUUUUCUUGUCGGUCGUGUACAACUUGAUUGGCAUUCCGCUGGCUGCUGGUAUUUUCUUUCCGCUGAUCCAUCAAACGAUGCCGCCUGCGUGCGCUGGGCUCGCAAUGGCUUUCUCUUCGGUAUCUGUUGUUAUUUCAUCGCUGAUGCUGAAGAAGUACAAGGCACCGGAUAUCUCACAAGCGAAGGUUCAACAUAUGCAUUUCGAGGAGGACGUACAGGUCGUGGACCUAAAGAAUCUUGUAAGAUUGAAGUGCAGUAACGUGCGGUAUACGCCAUUGACGAAUAUAGACGAGCAGAACACGCGCGCCUCUACUUUUGGGUGA
Molecule: messenger RNA, 3345 nt
Organism: Peronospora farinosa
Lineage: Eukaryota; Oomycota; Peronosporomycetes; Peronosporales; Peronosporaceae
Source: the annotation of a GenBank genome assembly